AUGGAAGGCCAUACCCCCAAUCCUCUACUAUUGCCUCCAGAUCUCACACCGCUAGAGCAAGAGGUGCUCGAAGAGUACGAACGGCUAGCGGAGAACAUGAAGAAGCUCGCAACCGUACUGGACGCUAUGGCCGGACAGCCUACCACCGAGAUUCUCGACGGCCUGCGGGAGCUCGAGCGUAAGACGAGCCUGGUCUUCACGUUGCUCAAAGCAAGUGUCUACAGCAUCGUGCUACAGCAGGAGAUCGACUGGGGCGACCAAGCGCGGGGCUGA
Daldinia childiae is the source of this 273-nucleotide messenger RNA. RefSeq names its product DASH complex subunit dad3. Bases 1 to 273 code for a protein of 90 amino acids. The record is from RefSeq and is a predicted model, not a curated record. Gene Ontology annotation, biological process: attachment of spindle microtubules to kinetochore. Gene Ontology annotation, cellular component: mitotic spindle; DASH complex. The transcript has 2 exons. Lineage: Eukaryota; Fungi; Ascomycota; Sordariomycetes; Xylariales; Hypoxylaceae.